Molecule: messenger RNA, 7980 nt
Organism: Trichosurus vulpecula (common brushtail)
Lineage: Eukaryota; Metazoa; Chordata; Mammalia; Diprotodontia; Phalangeridae
Gene: SLC25A53
Product: solute carrier family 25 member 53
Exons: 4
Coding region: 227-1147 (306 amino acids)
Source: RefSeq, a predicted model, not a curated record
GGGCCUCCCCCCGCCCCCUGCCUAGGGUACUUGGUCCAGAACGCGGGAGAAGCGGAGUCGGAGACCUGGUGGAGGGAGGGCCCGCCGUGGCCGCCUGGAGGACGGACGGACGGGAGGAGAGCGCUCCCGCUCCCGUUCACCCUCCGGGCGGCCGCGGCGGGUACAGCAGCGUGUAAGGGGCAGCUCCGGGGCAAGUUAUUUCCAGCCCAAGCCUGUUGUUACCAGCAUGGGGGAGCAUCCUGAGGCUCCCCAUGAAGAACCUGAAGAAGUAAAAAGAGAAAAGAACCCAGAAAACAACCAUUGGCAUUCCCGAAGCUACACCCUUGGGGCCAUUUCCAGCUUCCUGUCUACAUUUGUGACCUUUCCCAUCUACAAGGUUGUGUUCCGCCAGCAGAUCCAUGCCGUGUCUGUACCAGAGGCUGUCAAUCAACUGCACCAGGAGGGCCUUCGCCGCUUCUACCGGGGAAUCUACCCUCCCCUUCUGGCCAAGACCCUGCAGGGGACCCUGCUCUUCGGCACCCAUGACAACCUGCUCCAAGCUCUCACUCCUACUGGACCCUCCAGACUAUGGCAGCGCUGGGUGGCUGGGUUCCUGUCAGGUGCAGUGGAAGCUGUGGUGUUGACCCCCUUUGAACGGGUACAAAACGUGCUUCAAGAUGGACGGAAGGAUGCCCGCUUCCCCAGUACCUCCAGCAUUCUGCGGGAAUUCAACUCAUACAGCUUAUGGGAACGGCUAGCCAUGGGCUACUAUCGAGGCUUCUUUCUGGUCCUCCUGAGGAAUAGUCUGGGAAGUGCGCUCUACUUCUCUUUCAAAGAUCCCAUUCGAGACGGCCUGACGAAACAAGGUUUGCCCUGCUGGGUCCCAGCUCUAGUGUCUGGCAGUGUCAAUGGGACCCUCACAUGUCUACUGCUUUACCCACUCAGCGUCCUUGUCGCCAACGUGCAGUCACAGAUAGGUUGGCAGGAAGCACCAGGCCUGCGGGCUUCUGCUCAGGCUGUUUGGGAGGAUCGAGGACGAAAGCUGCUUCUGAUCUACCGAGGUGGCGCUUUGGUCAUCUUACGUUCCUGUGUGACCUGGGGACUUACCACUGCAAUCCAUGAUUUCUUGCAGGAAAACAACUGCCCCAGGGUGGAGGAGAGUGACUGAGUAGCCUCAGAGGCAUCCCAGAGGGUUUGAGGACUGUGUUCUUACAGCCUGGGUCAACAAUAGGCCAACAGCUCACCUCUGGGUCUGUUUGCUUCUUCUGGUCCUAGAGAACCAAGAGCAAUUAUUCUGUUAGGAGAUGAGAGAAAUUCCCAGCAAUUAGAUUAUCCACUUAUUUUAUCAUAUGGUAUUAGCUUCAAUAGGUCACUGCAGUCAUCACUGUGGGUGCUCUCCCCUGGACUUUGUAGAUGGUCUUUCAGAUUUACUCUGGCCAAAACAAUCAAUCACACUGCUGCCAACUGGUAAUGGGCCCCUCCCAACUUAGCUAGACUGGUCCUUGAACAACAUAUUGCAAGUCUAUCAGCAGGCCCCUACUCGGAGCCUCUAGAGCUUGGUAGGACCUUGGAAGAACCUUCAAGAAUCCAGGCCCAUUACCACGAGAGGAGGAUGCCAGGGAAGAAUGGAAUUGACAUCCAUGUUAUCUUUCUGCUAUCAACAGCAUCCCUUGGGUCAUAGAAGCAUUUCACCCCAUUCCAUCUGACUGCUUCAGUUUCUUUAUCCUGACCCUGCUCUCAGCUUCCACUCAGCUUUCAGGGGCUGCCAGAAAGAAGGUUGUGUCCUGAGGUCUCAAGGAUUUUCAUGGAAGCGAAUGGGAAGAAUAAAAGAAUGUCAACUUCCUCUCCACUUGUUGCAAGUCCAGCUGAGGGGCUAGAGGAACAAGACCCACAGUUUCCAAAGACCACCCUUGACAAUAUAAGGAUCACCAUGGUAACUCUAGGAAAUGAACAGAUCAGCUUAACUCAACCCGAAGAAGCUUACAUGGGGGGAGGGGGGAGGGGAUGGGAAGCAUGGGGAGUGAGGGUGGGGGGGUAGAGUAGAGAGCCAACAGGUGUUUGUCAUAGUGAUCACUUCUCGGAGUGGCCUCUGGCUGAUUGAGAUCUAGGAAGUGCUGCCACUUGCGGGUCCUAGUGCCCAUGCUGGGGUAGAGGCUGGGCACUGAAGGCAGCCCAGAGCCCUUCCAGGCUGGGCUUACCUGAAUUGAUUGGACCCCAAAGGGACAACCAGGGCUGAAAAGAAGGGUUCACCAGAGGCAACAGAGUAAGGUUUGGGGGCUUAGAGGGUAAAUGAGUAAAUAGUCGGGGGAAAAUUUUUAAAACUUUUUGUAAAUUUUGUCAAUAUAAAAGGACAUGCAAAUAAGACAAAAUAAUCUUAUUUGCCAAAAACUGUUGGUCUGGAGUCACAAUACCUGGGUCCUAAUUCCCAGUGUUCUGCUGCUUUUUUACCUGUGGAGCAAAUCAUUUCCCAGUUCUGGAGUAGACGAACUCUGAUGUUCCAGCUCUAAAUCAGAAAUCCAGGAAUGUCAGACACCAUUUUAGAAAAUGUCGUGUUGCCUUUCUUUCUCUCGUCAGUCAGUUCCUCCGCCUUUCCAUGCACCCUUCUUUGUAAGAAAAAUAUUUAAACCACUGCUAGAGACCCAGCAGCCCACCACGAACACCGAAACACCACAUUCAACAUCUGCAGUCUCUCAUCUCACAGGCAGUUUUAAUAGGAGGACUCUGGCAUUGCUGUGUUCCCUGUUAAAGCACUGAAGACUCAACAAGAUCUCUAGAAAUAAGAUACCCGUGUACGUCCAUCUGUGGAGCACUGCAUGGAUUGCACAUUCGGCCCAAAGACAUUGUUUUGUUGGGGACUCUGCAUCUGAGGUCCGGUGGACUUUGACUAGAUCUGAUUUGGUGAUUUCGAUUCAAUUCAAUUAAUUCAAUGAGUAUUUGUUAAGCCCCGUGCUCAGCAUACCCCCAGAUCAUGGAACUGGAUAGAAGACCUCCUGAAUCCGUGCCCUGAAGGAGUUAGCAAUCAGAGGCCAGAUCAUACCACUUAUACUCCUUCCUGUAAUGAAGAGGGGUUGGGGUGGGGUGGGGGAGGGAGUGGAGCAGAGUAGGUGACAGAUUGGGGAGAGUGAGGGCAAGAAGGAGCUCACUCCCACUCUAGCUCCCAUUCUAUCAAAAGGGAGGAAGGAGCAGGGUGGGGGCCAUGGUUUCCAGUCAUGACCUCCCUCAAUGCCAACAAGAGUGGUCCUUUAUGUUCCAUGUGGCAAUAUAUUCUGUUUUCCCUGGAACAGGGGGCAUCAUGACUGCUGGCCAGAAACAGGAUCAGGGGUAAGCAGGUGCAGAACUGGACCCUCCCACUAGCGGCUCCAGAAAGGGAAAGGGCAGGCUUAGAAUCAGGGUGGUCUUGGAAACACUAAGAGGGCCCCCUCCCUGCUCAGCUUCGGGUCCUGAGUCAUGAGAUGGCUGAUCUAGAAAGCCUAGGAGGUGGGGGUGGGGAUGGGGGAGGGGGUGCAGCACUGAACGUCAGCAAACUGGCUGAAAGAACCUGGGACUGGGUGGAGGGGAGAGACUUGGUUCUAGUCCCUGCUCUGAUAGGCACCCUCUGGAAAAUGAGGGAUUUGCCAAGGUCCUCUCUGAGGCCCCUUCCAGCUCUAACAAUCUAUGUCGAGUUAGUGAAAAUUGGGCUCAUUUUCAGUAUGAGUGAAAUAAGUUUUUCCCUGUAACCUGAGUAAGUCACUUCCCCCUCAGUUUUCUCCUAUUUAAAAGUGAAUGAGUUAGACUAGAACAGGUGGUUCUUAAGCUACUGUCCAUGACUUUGGUUUUUGGUUUGUUUUUAAAUAUUUUGACAACUGUACUUUGGUAUCAUUGGUUUCCUUUGUAAUCACAUGUUUUAAUUUAUGCAUUUACCAAUCUUAUUCUGUGACAGGAUCCACCAUAGGCUUCGCCAGACUGCUAAAGGGAGAGGGGUACCCAGGGAAUAAUUCUUCAGGACUCUUAUAGAUCUGGCUUUACGGAUGAAUGAUUUGGAGACUUCUCCAAAAGCCCUUUGACCUAAAGCAUCGGCCUUUUUGUUGGGUUGCCUUUUCAUAUUUCCACCCCACCUGCACCCCCCAUUAAAAUCAGGCUUUUAUGCACACAUACACACACACACACACUAAUCAUCAUCUAAGGGUCUAUCACCUGUAGAGAAACACUCCCUACCACCACGACCACCACCACCACCACCAUCAUUAAAGAAGGUUCACUACCAAAUUCCUAGCAUCCAAUCCUUAGUCAAAAGCUUAGCAUCAUCAAUGGAGGUGGUUUUAUCAGUGGAAAUGACACUCAAGAAGAUGGCUUACUACCUGCUUUGCCAUUGCACCCUAAGGAGCACUGGGCCUUUCCAUCUGCCCUGCUGCUCACAUCCCCUCCAUAUGUCAUCUCUUUUAAUUAGAAUUUCAGCCACACAAGAAGCAAGGACUGUCCUGCUUUUCUAUAUCUCCAAAGCACAGUGCUUGGAACAUAGUAAGUGCUUAAUAGAAAUUUUUCAUCCAUUCAUUCAUUUACUCAUUCAUUCAGUCAGUCCAUCAUUCCAGGAAUUGCUAAGCUCCCUUCAAGCUCUGACAGUCUAGGAGUCUACUGCUUUGCUUUCAAAUCCCCAGUGCAUAGCACAGUGCCUGGUACCUAGUUGGUCCUCAGACUAAAUACUUACUGAUUGUAGUCACAGCCUUCCCAGGAGUAAAUAGUUGGCUUUCGAUUUCAUUUCUUCGCAGUAGGCACUGGGUGGCGCUGUUGUCAAAAGGUUUUCCCCUUACAUCCCUUGAGUUUUGAUGAUUGUGUCAAGAUGCCUUUUUGGCAGGUGCUAUACCCUUCUUCAUGGAAGAAGAAACACCUCACUCCUUAGUCCCAUUCCACAGUCUCUCAUGUCGUGGUGGUCAGGCUUUUGUUUUUCUUUAAAUUUUAUUUUCUCCCCAGUCCCCUGAAAAGACAAAGAAAGCCCUCGUAACAAAUAUUCAGUCAAGCAAAACAGAUUCCUCUAUUGUCCAUAUCCCAAAAUGUGUGCCUCAUUCUGCACUUUGAGCCCAUCACUGCUCUGUCAGGAAGUGGGUGGCCUGCUUCGUCGUAGGUCCUCUAGAAUCAUGGUAGAUCAGUCACUGAGUCUUUUAAAACUGUUCAUUUUUACAAUCUUGUUGAUAUAGUUUAAAUUGUUCUCCUUGUCCACUCACUUCACUGUGCAUUAGUUCAUACAAGUGUUCCCAGGUCUCUCUGAAACCAUCCCUUUCAUCGUUUCUUAUGGUACAAUAGUAUUCCAUUACAUUUCUAUACCAUAAUUUGUUCAGCCAUUCCCCAGUGGAAGGGCACAGCCCCGCCCCUUAGCUUUCAGUUUGUGGCCACUACAAAAACAAGCCACUGUAAGUGUAUUUGUACAUACAGGAUAUUUUCCUCUCUGGAGUUCAGUUGCUGAGGAAUGCCAAAUUGGUAAGCCAGCAGAUGGUAUAGAGCAGACUUUUUUGUCUCAGACCCCUUUGGCCAUAUGGUGAAGGUUUUUAAAUGCAUACCAAAAAAGUAUGGUACUACAAAGGAAACCAAUUACAUUGAAAUACAGCUAUCAAAAUAUUUUUUUAAGUUCAUGGACACCAGAUUAAGAACCUAUGGUAGAGAGAGACAUAUUGUCAUUGAAAUCCCAAGUGUGUAGGUGUGUAUGAUAUGUGCAUGGGAAGCCCCCCCUCCUGCAUCAUAGCUGCCAGGCUCCCUACUGUACUACCUAGUUUGAAGCAAGAUUUUGCCCAGCAGAGAGAGGUCCCUGUGAGAUCACCUCCAUACAGUGAAGCAGGGACAGUACAGAGAGGAGAUCAUUUGGGGGUGCAGAAACAGUGGGCCACCUGGAGGCUUGUAAUUCACUAAUUAUAGUUAUUCUUGAUAAUAACAGGUGGGUAGAGUGGACAGAAUUUUGGGCUUAAAGCCUGGGAGAUCUGGGUUCAAGUUCUGCUUCUAACACUUGCCAACUCUAUGAGCACUGGCAGAUCAUUUAACUUUCCAGUGCUCCCAAGAGUCUCUUAGGCUGUUAAUUACAGAUAGCUGUGUUCCACAGCAGAGGUUGCCUACAGGGAUGAAAUCACAGAUCCUAUUUUUAAAAAAAAGUCUUGAGAACUUAGUAUGUCCUCUUAGUUGUUGCUAUGCAGUCAUGCUCUCUAAAUUUUGACACAGGCGCAAAGUACUCAUGUCUUAGCCAUAAACACCAGUCUAGGUUUGCAUUGAAAGAGAGAUGGCUUCUAGGAGUAGGAAGGCAAUAGUCCUCUGCCUCAGCAGACUGCAUCUUGAGCAGUUUAGUUCGGCUCUGGGAAAGGCAGUUUAGGAAAGACAAUGAGCAGCUGGAUAGUGUCCAGAUUGGAGGGCCACCAGGAUAGUGAAGGGGAUGGGUUGAAGGAACUGGAGAUUUUAGCUGAGGGAAGACUGGGUGGUACAUGAGAGUUGGGUAUAUUUGAAGGGCUGUCAGGUGGCAGGUGGAGGGGUCUGGGACUGACUGGUUUGGUCCCACGAGGCAGAACCAGGAGCAGUGAAGGGGGGAAGCUGCGGAGAGGCAAAGUUAGGUUGAAUGUCCAGGGAAACCCCCCCCCCAGUUUGAGGCGCCCCAAGUGCACUGGUUUGUCCCUGAGUAAGUGGGCUCUUCCUCACUGGAGGUCUCCAAGCUGGCUGGCUGUAUUACGGUGGGGGUUCCCUGAGGCUGUGGGUUGGGGUAGGACCCUGUGGUUGUGCAUGGAUGACUGGAAGGUGCCUGGGGAAUAGGAAAGGAACUUGCUAAGUGGAGGCCAUGGGCCCUGGAAUGGCUUUGGAGUUUAGGACAUGGGUUUGAAUUGAACUAUAGACAGUACUUGAGCUUUGGGGGCAGGUGACCUGGUCUCUGGGGACCUCAGCUGCUGCUUCUAUGUAAGGAGGAGGUUGGACUAUAUAGGAGUGGUCUCUGAGGUCCCUUCCAGCUCAGAAUCUCGAAUCCUAUGUCCUAUAUGAGGGGCUGUCAGAGGGGGACUGGACCAAGGUGGGUGAGGAGGAGAGGGGAAGGUGUGGAACUGGUCUUAAACCAUCCGGAAUCAAAAAUCCCUUAGCACAAAUGGGGCUCCUGGAUGUUGAGAGAAAUGGGGGGGGGGGCUGGGCUGGGGUGGAUGGGGCGGGGUAGGAGGGGUAGCAGACAGUGUCUGUCCUGGGCUGUGGUUCGUGGCGUUCCUCCGAGGAACCCAAGGGGGAGACGAGGCUCGCCAUCUCAGCUAAUGGGAGGGCGGGAGUGUGCCGGGUUGGGGGCGGGGGGGCGGGCCAGGCUGCACUAUAAAUCUAGUGCUGGCUGCAGCUCCGGCUCCAGCUCUCCUGAUCCUGCGACCCAGAGGCUUCGACAACCGCAGCAACAGAAGCAGCAGCAGCAGUAACAGUAACAGCAGGCACGCCAGGCACCCAGCGUAACAGCCAAAAUGUGUGACAAACCAGACCUCUCUGAAGUGGAAAAAUUUGACAAGAAAAAGCUGAAAAAGACCAGCACAGAAGAGAAGAAUACUCUUCCUUCCAAGGAAACCAUCGAACAGGAGAAGGAAAGCGUUAAGUCUUCCUAGGGAUGGGGCGUCCCUUCCCAGCAACAGAAUCGAGUGCUUCCAGAGUUUAUUGUUUCGCCUUUAAUAGUCUUUGUUUGCUUAGAUGUUUAGUCUUUUAGGCUGCUUUCAUCUCUUUACCCAGUGUUUCCUAACCAUCCCCCAUCCUGUGCUUAUCUGAAGAGGGAGAUGAUUCAUGAAGGGGAAGUAAGAAAGAUGUUAACAAUAGUAAACGUGUUAACAAAGAAAGCUUGUGAAUGUGCAGACCAUUUAGCAUAUAUUAGGCUUAUGCCUCAUUUCACUCCCCUCCUUUCCCCUCCCUGCCCCACUCCAUUUUCUGUGCAUUGCUUAUAGGGUAAUUAGUGUGUUUUCCUUGCCUUUACGAUUAUUAAAUUUUCUUCUAUACUUAAUAUAAUAUCUAAUAAGAAAUAAAUGUUAUGGAUUGUGGUGGAAA